Messenger RNA from Aspergillus japonicus CBS 114.51, 1550 nucleotides. RefSeq names its product RPC34 RNA polymerase subunit family protein. The transcript has 2 exons. Lineage: Eukaryota; Fungi; Ascomycota; Eurotiomycetes; Eurotiales; Aspergillaceae. The record is from RefSeq and is a predicted model, not a curated record. Gene Ontology annotation, cellular component: RNA polymerase III complex. Bases 311 to 1390 code for a protein of 359 amino acids. Gene Ontology annotation, biological process: transcription by RNA polymerase III.
UUCCCUUCUGGAUUCUUUUUGCGCUCAUUUCUUCCAGUCCAGUCACUAUUCAAAGCUCGCUUUCACAGUUUGGGGACUUUGAUUAAGUCUCUUCCCAUCCACUCGACACCAACCAGUCAAGGAAUCCGGCGCGCGCUCCUGAUCAUGCCCUUCCAUAAGCCUUUCCGGUGAUCGUUUCCUUUCAACACAGUGUGUGAGACCUUCGGACAAGAUCUCCCCUCACCUUUUCCCCGCCGCGCCCACCACCGCGAACCACAACCUUCUCGCCCCCCACCCAAUCUCUGAUAUCGAUUAAACCCCGCCGCGAACAAUGGCCUCCUCAGCUGGCUCUUCAGUGAGCGAGCUUUGCGCCCGACUCUACGAUGCCUGCUUGAGAAACUUCCCAUCCGACCAUCUCUUCUACCAGCAAGAUCUCCUCGGACUGGGGAUCGUCCCCAAGAAUGACCUCGCGCUACUCCUGCAAUGCACUCAAUCGCUCGUCGACCAGAAACUGUUCCGUCUGCUCCAGGGAAAGAAUGAUCGGUUAGCGUGGAAGAUCAUCUCCCGGGAGGAUGCAGAGAAACUCCAGAACCUCAGCCCCGACGAAAGUUUAGUUUACAAUGUCAUCCACUCGACCGGACGGUCCGGCAUCUGGGUGCGCGCCAUCGGCACGCGCACGAACCUGCACAAGUCGAUUCUGGACCGCUGCCUCAAGUCGCUGGAAGGGAAGAACUACAUCAAGAGCGUGCACAAUGUCAAGUUCCCCAGCCGGAAGAUGUACAUGCUGGCGGGGUUGGCGCCCAGCGAGGACGUGACGGGCGGGGCCUGGUUCACGGACGGCGUGCUGGACGAGAACUUCAUCAACAGCGUGGCCGGGUUCAUCGAGUGGAAGGUCAGCCAGAAGAGCUGGUACGAGGUGCCCGCCGUCCACCACCGCAACAACAAGCGCCUCAAGACCGUCGACGGGAACGGGGUCGUCAGCAGCAACCCCUACGAAACCGACCCCCAACCGCAGAAGGAAUACAUCCCCUUCCCCGCCGGCUACCAGGGCUACCCCACCAUCCCCGAGCUGACGGCCGCCGUCAACGCCAGCGGCAUCACCCCCGUGCGACUCGGCGAGGAGAGCAUCACCCAGCUCCUGGAGAUGCUCUGCUACGACAACAAGCUGGUCGCCCUCAACAACGGCGAGGUCUACCGCUCCGUCAAGACCCCCGCCCAGGUCAAGUCGCAGCAGGCGCGCAAGCCCCCCGGCGAGGACUCCGGGAUCGACGACCGUCUCGUCCGCAACGGUAUGACCGAAGCCCCGUGCGGUCAUUGUCCGGUCUUCAAGCUCUGCGCGCCCGGCGGAGCCGUCAGCCCGGAAAGUUGCGAAUACUUCGAUCCCUGGUUAGAAAAAGCACUGGGAUUUUGAGAGAAGAGAGAGAAAAGGGUAAAAAGCAGACACGAAAAAAAAAAGGUUGUCCUCGCGUCUCUGAUCGGUUACCCCGAGUGUCCAAUUUUAGUCUGCAUGGCUCAACUUCAACUUCUAUAUCUCUUACCUCUCUUUUCUCAUACCAACGCCCCUUUUCUUC